AUGCAUGUUUCUGACAGGUUUCUGAAACAGAUUGGAUGGUCGAAUUCUUUCGUCUACACUUGCACGGUGGCUACCAUUAAGCUUUCCAUCUUGGCACUUUACAAGCGUCUUUUUGCUACCAAGCGCAUGCUUCUUGCUGUCAAUGUGAUGGCUUCCUUCGUUGUUAUGUGGGCCGUAGCUAUUUCCGUGGCUGGUGUUCUGAAUUGCCUCCCUGUUGCCAAGUUCUGGGACAGAUCUAUCCCCGGAGCUUGCAUGGACCCGGCCAAGUACUACUACGGCCAGCAAAUCCCUAACAUUAUCUCAGACGCCAUUCUUCUGCUUAUGCCGUUGAAAGUAGUUUGGGAUCUACCAAUUGUCAAAUCUCAGAAGUGUCUCUUAGCAGGCGUCUUUCUACUAGGUGGAUUGUGA
Messenger RNA from Penicillium taxi, 408 nucleotides. RefSeq lists its product as uncharacterized. The record is from RefSeq and is a predicted model, not a curated record. Bases 1 to 408 code for a protein of 135 amino acids. Lineage: Eukaryota; Fungi; Ascomycota; Eurotiomycetes; Eurotiales; Aspergillaceae. The transcript has a single exon.